AUGAAUACUUUGCUGCAUUACUUGUUCCUCCUCUGCUUCAUUAUCCUCCUCCCUGCAGUUCAUAGCCAGUGUAUUAAAGACCAGCAACAAUCGUUACUCCAUUUGAAGAAAAGCCUUCAAUUUGAUCCACCUUCAUGGCGAACCCCGCUGAUCAUAUCUUGGAAUUCAAGCACCGACUGUUGUUCUUGGGGUGGUGUUACUUGCACUAGCAAUGGGCAUGUUGUUGGUCUUGACCUUAGUUUCGAAGGUUCCUUUGCCAACUUUUCAACCCCGAGGGUGUUGGACUUGAGCUCGAACAACAUCUCCGGUCCAAUUCCAGGAUCCUUUGCCAACUUUCCAAACCUGAGGGAGUUAGACUUGAGUGGGAACCCCAUCUCCGAUCCAAUUCCAGGAUUCUUUGCCAAUUUUUCAAAGUUGACUUCCUUGAGUCUCAGUAAUUGUCAGUUGAAUGGAACAUUUCCCAAAGAGAUCUUUCAGGUACCUACUCUACAAACUAUUGACCUUUCGGAUAAUUCUAAACUUGGUGGUUCCUUGCCAGAUUUUCCCGAGAAUAAUGGAUCUCUUCUGUCUUUGAUUCUACGUGGGACAAACUUUUCAGGAUCACUACCUGACUCCAUUGGCAACCUCAAAAUUUUGUCUUGGAUAGAUCUUUCAUAUUGCAAUUUCUAUGGAUCAAUCCCGUCGUCGUUCUUUUCUCUUCCCUUUUUGCUAGAACUAAACCUUGCCCACAAUCAAUUCUCUGGUGAACUUGUAUUUUCUAAUGUCUCUUCCGACUUAUCUACCCUUGAUUUAAGCUUCAACCAUUUGGACGGACAAAUACCGGUUUCUAUAUUUAAUUUUCGAGGCCUUGAAUCACUUCAGCUUUCUUCCAACAAUUUUAGUGGCUUUCCGUUCAAUGGCCCUCAACAGGUAAAAUAUCUUACGAACAUUGACCUUUCGUACAAUAGCUUGCUGAGUUUAUACAAUGGUACUGAUUCCUCAUAUUCCUCAUUUCCUGAAGUUAUUUCAUUGAAUUUGGCUGCUAACAAAUUGAGAACAAUCCCAUAUUUCUUGAGAAAUCAAUCCACAUUAUCCAGUUUGAGCCUUUCAGAAAACCAUAUCCAGGGCAAGAUACCCCAUUGGAUUUGGAGUUCCAAUCAACUUGAUUCCCUAAAUCUUUCUUGUAACUCCUUGGCUACUCUGGAACCUCAUUUAUAUAAUUCUACAGUGAAAACUGUUGACCUUCAUUCAAAUCAACUUCAGGGACAAAUCCCCACUUUCCUACCAUUUGCCAAGUAUCUGGAUUACUCGAGAAAUAAUUUCCGCUCUAUACCAUCAAAUAUUGGUGAUUUCCUCACAAACACACUGUUCUUCUCUCUUUCGAGCAAUAACUUGCAUGGGCUCAUUCCAACAUCAAUAUGCAAUUCCCAAAUUCAGAUUCUUGAUAUGUCUAAUAAUUCUCUCAGUGGCAUGAUUCCCCAAUGCUUGACUGCAAUACGCGAUAUCAGUGUACUUAAUUUAGCGAGAAACAACCUCACUGGAACUAUUUCUAAUGUUGAAGUUUCUGAAAAUAGUUCAUUGGAAAUUCUAGAGUUCGCUACAAAUCGGUUAGGGGGCCAGGUUCCAAAAUCUCUAGCUAAAUGCACUAAGUUGAAGGUUUUAAACAUGGGAAACAAUAAUAUAACAGAUACCUUCCCAUGCUUGUUGAAGAGCAUUUCCACCUUGCGUGUCCUUGUUGUACGGUCCAACAACUUUUAUGGGGGCAUUGAAUGUCUCAACACCAAUGUCACAUGGCCGGGGCUACAAAUCAUAGACCUAGCUCACAAUAAUUUCCGUGGUGAAAUACAGGGAAUACUUUGGAGAACAUGGCAGAAAAUGAUGGUUACCGAAGAUGGUUCCCUAUUGACAAUCAACGGCCACUAUCUUAGAAGGAUAUUUAAUCCAUUUGUCCCAAAUGACGGAUAUGGAUUGGAGGAGGUUUCUUUGGGCUUUGGGUAUGAUAUAAGUACAACAGUUACCAACAAAGGUUCAGAGAUGAAUUUGGUAAAGAUUCUAUCUAUCUUCACCUUGAUUGACUUCUCAUGCAACAAUUUCAGUGGACCAAUACCUAAGGAAAUGGGAGAAUUUAAAUCACUACGUGUCCUUAAUUUGUCCAAAAAUGCUUUCACAGGCGAAAUCCCAUCCUCAUUUGGUAACAUGAGCACACUCGAGUGUUUGGACCUAUCAUUGAACAAGCUGAGCGGGCGAAAUCCCAUCACUAAUUCUACUAUAUUUAGUUUAAACGGAAUUAGAACUUUUGUCAUAUUUAUAACACGAGACUAA
Molecule: messenger RNA, 2301 nt
Organism: Prunus avium (sweet cherry)
Lineage: Eukaryota; Viridiplantae; Streptophyta; Magnoliopsida; Rosales; Rosaceae
Source: RefSeq, a predicted model, not a curated record